Messenger RNA from Acipenser ruthenus (sterlet), 4684 nucleotides. RefSeq names its product tectonin beta-propeller repeat containing 1a (gene tecpr1a). The transcript has 25 exons. Gene Ontology annotation, cellular component: membrane. The record is from RefSeq and is a predicted model, not a curated record. Bases 200 to 3826 code for a protein of 1208 amino acids. Lineage: Eukaryota; Metazoa; Chordata; Actinopteri; Acipenseriformes; Acipenseridae.
CCAAUAGCGAAAUGAAUCUAGUCAGGACCAGCUGUCAAGCAACCAAUCAGAAUCGCCAGAACAUGACUUCCUCUGUAGGAUUUGGAAGCUGUCUCAUUCAGUAAAUAUACUGUAAAAGUACGUUCGCUGUGUUUGCCUUGGAAGUAGCUGGAAUAUUAUUUAACCAGUUAGUUUAUGACAAGGCAUAAAAGAGCCUGCCAUGUCUAGCUCCCUCCUGUGGGCAGUGGACGUGUAUGGGAGAGUGCACACCCUGUCCACUGCCGGGCAGUGCUGGGAGCUGUGCAAAGAUGCACAUCUGGAGUUCAAGCGGCUCACCUCGGUCCAGCAGUGCUGUUGGGGAAUCGUGGGCGAUCAUCAGGUCUACCUGUACGUGCACUGCAGCGACGUGCCCAUCAGGUGUCAGGAGGAAACCUAUGAAAACCAGCGCUGGAACCCUGUGGACAGAUUCUGUGAGAAGUUGUUGCCAAGCGACCGCUGGCAGUGGAGUGAUGUCACUGGCCUGAAGCACCAGACCCUGGAUAGCUUCAGGCUGCCAUCGGAGCACUGGGAGUGGGAGGCAGACUGGUACGUUGAUGAGAGCAUUGAUGGGGAGCCCACAGAGAAGGGGGGCUGGACGUACGCCAUCGAUUUCCCUGCCACCUACACAAAAGAUAAGAAAUGGAAUUCCUGUGUCCGUCGCAGGCGAUGGAUCCGAUACAGGAGGUACAAGUCACGGGAUACGUGGGCCAAGAUCCCCUCUCAGGAUGUUGGGCCUCUACCAGACCCCUUCAAUGACAUCAGCGCGGGGGGCUGGGAAAUCACAGAUGAGCCAAGGGGACGCCUGUCACUCUGGGCAGUCUCACUGCAAGGGAAGGUGUGGUGCAGAGAAGGAAUCCACCAUCACAAUCCUGAGGGCUCUGUGUGGACAGAGGUCACGACCCCGGGAGAGGUGGUUCAGAUCAGCUGUGGGCCGAGUGACCUUCUCUGGGCUGUACUGUGGGAGGGGCAGCUGCUGGUCAGAGAGGGGAUCAGCAGAGAGAACCCUAAAGGCUCUUCCUGGGUGGUGGUUGAUUCCCCAAGUACAGAAGUUGGUGCAAUUCACGUAGCAGUGGGCACUAAUGUCGUGUGGGCCGUCACCAAGGACAGAAAGGUGUGGUUUCGCCGGGGGGUAAACUCCCACAACCCCUGUGGAACGGGCUGGAUUGGAAUGGUAGGAGAAAUGGUCAUGGUGAAUGUAGGACUGAACGACCAGGUGUGGGGAAUCAGCUGUGAAGACAGAGCUGUGCAUAUCCGUCAAGGGGUUACGUCCAGCGAACUCAGUGGAAAGACCUGGAAAGCCAUUGUUGUAGCUAGAGAUGAAAACAGGUCCCACUCUGAAACCGCCAACAGCCUAGUUAGUGCCGGCUGCUUUUUCAGCGGGGAGGUGAGGGUCCAGUCGCAGUCAUCUUGUAUGAAUGACACAGAGUCAUCUUCUGAAACAGAAAGGUCUCAGGCUGCACAGUCCACCUCGCCCAUGCAUGCUGAUGCCAUGAAGCGUAGAAUCCCUAAAGUGACCAGUGACAGCUUCAUCUCAGAGCUGGUCUCCGACAAAGAACAUAAGCCAGGCAGGGACGGGAGGGAUGACCAGGAGGAGGGGGCACCCCAAGAACAAGACCAGGAGAGUGUCCCCCAGGAGACAUCCAUCAAGCUGCUCUCACAGUCCUCCAGCCAGCUGGGGGCCCGAGACUCCCAGUGGAGUAACGUGGAUUUAGAAGAAGCUCAGACCCCCUUGGCAGCUGCAGCUUCAGACACCACAGAAACUUCCAGCCUGUCCUCGGUAGCUACCUACAACUUGGAGGAGCAGUAUGGGGUGGACGAGCACCCUCUCUGGGCCUGGGUCUGUGGAGGGGGCUGUGCUGUGGAUUCACACACCCACUUAAACUGGUUCAGUGCCUCGACAGGUGUGUCCUCCUCUGUACAGUCCAUGUCCCUGUCUAUCACCCCGGCACAAACGGCAGCAUGGCGGAAACAGAUCUUCGAGCAGCUGAGCGAGCGGUCCAAGAGAGAGCUGGAGAAUUUCAGACAUUAUGAGCAAGCGAUUGAGCAGUCUGUGUGGGUGAAGAAGGGCAUCAUGCAGUGGUGGAGAGACUGGAAACCCAACAAGUGGAUAGAUGUCCAGUUUGCCCUGGAGCAAUUUUCAGGGAGCGACGGCAAUCGAGAUGGCAUCCUCUUCAUUUACUACACAUUCAAUGACGAAAAGAAGUACCUCCAUGCAUUUAUAAAUGAGAUUACUAUCCUGGUCCCUGUUCUCAAUGAUACAAAACACACGUUCGCUGUCUAUACACCGGAAAGGACCAAACAGAGAUGGCCAAUACGACUGGCUGCUGCUACCGAACAGGAGAUGCACGACUGGCUUGCCCUUCUGAACUUAUCCUGCUGUGAUUCAAGAGGGAUCCAUGGUCCUCCUUCUAAGCAGGCGAUUUGGUCCACUACAUGCAAGGGUGACAUCUAUGUUUGUGAGCCCGCUCCGAAUCUGGAGGCGGUUCCCUAUCCAUUGCCCUGUGAUCAAAUGUUUUGGAGACAGAUCGGAGGGCACCUGCGCCUGGUGGAAAGUAACAGUCUGGGAAUCGUAUGGGGUAUCGGAUAUGAUCACACAGCCUGGGUGUACACUGGAGGCUAUGGAGGUGGUUUCUCCCAGGGGCUAGCAAGCAGCACUGAUAAUAUCCAUACACAGACAGACGUCAAGAGCGUUUACAUUUAUGAAAAUCAGCGCUGGAAUCCAGUAACUGGCUACAGUAGCAGAGGUCUUCCCACAGACCGGUACAUGUGGAGCGAUGUGUCCGGUUUGCAGGAAUGUACCAAAUCAAGCACUAAGCCUCCAUCUCCACAGUGGACCUGGGUGUCCGACUGGUGCAUUGACUAUAAUAUUUCAGGUGGGACUGACAUGGAGGGCUGGCAGUAUGCUGCUGAUUUUCCAGCGACCUAUCACGGACACAAGACGAUGAAAGACUUUGUGAGGCGGAGGCGCUGGGCAAGGAAAUGUAAAAUCACCACGACUGGCCCAUGGCUGGAAAUUCCUCCCAUCACACUGUGGGAUCUCACCAUCCUGCCCUGCUCCUCUCAGAGCUCCGUGGAGGAGGUCUCACUCUGGGGCAUCAGCAACAAGGGAGAUGUCCUGUGUCGGAUUGGAGUGACACAGCAGAGCCCUGCAGGUACCUCCUGGCUUCACAUUGGGACAGAUCAGCCCUUCAAGUCUAUCUCCAUAGGCGGUGGCUACCAGGUUUGGGCGAUCAGCAGAAACGGAUCGACGUUCUACCGCGGAUCUGUCUCUGCUGAGAACCCUGCAGGAGAUUGUUGGUACCACAUCCCCUCUCCACCCAGACAGAAGCUGAAACAGGUGUCGGUGGGGCGCACAUCUGUAUACGUUGUGGAUGAAAACGGUAACCUGUGGUACCGCCAGGGCCUGACCCCCAGCUACCCGCAGGGGUCCAGCUGGGAGCACAUUUCAAACAACGUCCGCAAAGUGUGUGUGGGACCUCUCGACCAGGUUUGGAUAAUUGCUGACAAAGUUCAAGGCAGCCACAGUCUGAGUUGUGGCACUGUAUGCCAUCGGGUUGGGGUGCAGCCAAUGGAGCCUAAAGGACAUUCAUGGGACUAUGGAAUGGGAGGUGGAUGGGAACACAUUACGAUAAGAGGGAACUCCCAGGAAGCCCCCAGGAUUGUCAUGCCAGUGCCUGCUGAAAGUACUUUGGAAAAAAGUGGCCGUGUGGCAGAGGAGGGCGGUGGAGAUGGGGGCAGGACCGCUUCCAUCAGCUCAGUACUCGGUGUCAAAGAAGAGGAACUGAAUGGGAACGCUGUGAGUUGUUAGCCUGCUUCCUCUCUUGUCCCUUGUGUACCUCUUAACAUGAACUUCUCAAAGGUUAUUCCUUCCGUCCUUCAUUACUUCACAACUAUGGAAGACCACCUGCCCAUAUUUUGCACAACUUCUUUACAUGUGUGUGUAUGUGUGGUUUUACAUCUCUGUGUUAGUGCCGUUUUUAUUCUUUCUAUGUCAUAGACAGGAUUAUUUCAGUGUAUUCAUCAACAUCUUGUUGUGUUUUCUGUUACAUUGAAUAUUAUUACCUAAAAUAAGUCCUAAAACGGAAAUCAGCAUAGAUGAAUAAGGGUGAGAGGCUGCUAAGGUCACAGUCAAACGAGGCAUUGCGACCAAAAUGUAAAACUGCAACAAGUAAUUCCAAAAUGAGAUGGAGUAUAUUUCUGUGGUGUGAAAGGAAUAUUGAAUGAAUUAAGAGUAGGUAAUCUUUUUCAGCUCAGGAGGCUGGCUUUGGUCACGUGAACUGUGAUAUUUCUCUUACUCUGGUGUGCCACUAAAUACUGUAAGAUAUAUCACUGUUCCUUCUUUAUCUCUUUAUCCUGGCUUCCAGACUUACAGGAGAUGUAACUUUAUCCGGUUUGAUAAGAAAGAAGGCAUUUUAAAUGCUUGUAAGAGGGACCCACCCAUUUUAUAGCCCCUGGGUGUAUUUUCUGACACACCUAGGCAGGGUUUUUUCAGUCUCAACACUUGCAAAUGAAAUGUUGAAACCAAUGCAUUGGCCGUUUUCUUCCUUUGUACAGACCCAUGUGCUUCUUAAAAACAAAUAAGUUAGAAUGAAAGUAUAAUCACAGAUCUCCAAUCUUUACUACAGCCUCUUUAUCUAAACACAUUAUUUAAAAAAAAAAAUAAUAA